CCACUCUAGAGAUCUUUCGGGACAUCGCAUUACGUGGAACAGAGGUAGUCAACAAAGACGUGAACACUUCUGUAAUCUCGCGCUGUACCACUAGCACUAACACCCCUUACCCUGAGGUGGUUACUUCAAGUACAAACACGGACUCCCUGCCAGUAACAGCAACUACGCAGGCUCCCAGGAACACCGGGGAAAGGCAUAGCCACUUGAAGUCAGCGACAACACCAUCAGCGAUUGUGCCCCAGAAACCAACCUUUGCGGCAGUGCUUAAACAGUUCAGUAAACCCAGUCUGAUCAUCAACCCUUUAGGGAGUAUCCAUCCACGUGAUCUAAGAACACAGUUACAGCAAAAGGUUCCACUUAGUGAGAUCCCAGUUGUCGUCAACGCUAUCAAACCGGCUCCAAAAGGCGGACUAGAAGUUUUUUGUAAUACAAACGAGGAGGUACUCAAGUUACAGGAGCACAUCAAAAAAGCUGAGGUCCAGGCAGAGGUUCGUCUCAGGCAAAAGAGGCAGCCGAGAAUAGCCAUCCAUAAUGUUCCAGAACAUGUUAAACCAGAACAGCUCAUCGCAGAGCUCAGCGCAACAGCAGGUCUAUCAGCAAGAGUAUACAAACCCCUGUUCCGACUUAAAGAGCGCCGAGCAAACAGAGUCAAAUGGGUUCUCGAGUGUACCACGGAGAGCUUUGGAAUCGCCAUCAACAUCAGACGUCUGUUCACAGCAUGGCAGGCUCAUACUAUCACGGAGUUCUUGGGAAUCCGUAGAUGUUAUAGAUGCCAGCAAUUCGGGCACUCCCAGGAUCUCUGCCGCAGCAAGAAACAGUUCUGUGCCUUCUGCGCUGGGUCGCACAACACCAAAGUCUGUCAAGCAGAGUCACCAGCCUGUAUCAAUUGCGGGGACUGCAGUGCAGUAAAUGAAUAUGGAUAUUCCGAUCACCCCGUGACACUUACAGUACAAUCGGAACUCGAUCCUAUCACAUGUUGUGCCUAUGAGAGGGAUGAGUGUUCAACAAGUGCCUCAAUCAAUAAAGGCAAAAGAUUAUUGACAGGUUUUUAUCGGGUGAGGAGGUAUCAGAAAUGUGAACCAAGCUUCGUAGGGAAUAUAGUGAAAACGUUUUCUCAGUCCUCAAGGGUUUAA
Messenger RNA from Stegodyphus dumicola, 1133 nucleotides. RefSeq lists its product as uncharacterized. NCBI's taxonomy places the organism in Eukaryota, Metazoa, Arthropoda, Arachnida, Araneae, Eresidae. The record is from RefSeq and is a predicted model, not a curated record.